ACGCUGGUGCCUUGUGUCUCCCUAUGCGUAUUAAUACUCCGGUCACGACGUGUCUUAGAUCCUGAGUGGUGUUUGUCAUUAUAGCUCUUGCCGCCUCUGCCGAUCCGACUCUAUCCCCUCUUCGUCUUUUCCACUACCUAUUAGGUCUAAGUCUGGUCGUCGAUAUAAAUAGAAGAAAUAACAUAGAAAAAACGGUAUAUCCAUAAGACGAAGUGAUCAAAAUGGCUUCGGCGAGGCAGUUUCCCACCAUUAAAGCUGUCCGAUCAUUUGUGAUUGGUGGUGUAGGCUCAGGUGGUGACUAUCACAAUGUUAAAGGUGGCCAUUGGCUGAUCGAUACGGAUAUCUCGACACCUUGCUCUAUCUGGGACCAAUAUAAGAAAUCGAGAACUAGCUGGGGUAUCAACGUCUUAGGUUCAUUUCUUAUCGAGAUCGAGGCUAGCGAUGGCACUGUAGGCUUUGCGACGGGCUUUGGCGGCCCACCGGCUUGCUGGAUUGUUCACAAGCACUUCGAGAGAUUCCUUAUCGGGGCCGAUCCCAGAAAUACGAAUCUACUUUUCGAGCAGAUGUACCGAGCUUCUAUGUUCUACGGCCGUAAGGGAUUGCCGAUAGCCAUCAUCUCGGUCAUCGACCUGGCUCUAUGGGAUUUGAUAGGAAAGCUGAGAAAUGAGCCGGUAUAUAAGCUUAUCGGCGGUGCCGCGAGGGAGCGCAUAGACUUCUAUUGUACGGGACCGGAGCCGGUAGCGGCUAAGGAGAUGGGAUUCUGGGGCGCCAAGGUGCCUUUACCCUAUUGCCCUGCCGACGGCCACGAGGGUCUGAGGAAGAACAUCGAGUUCCUUCGCAAGCACAGAGAAAGCGUAGGGCCAGACUUCCCUAUCAUGGUCGACUGUUAUAUGAGCUUGAACGUGCCGUAUACUAUCGAAAUCGCGGAGAAGUGUAAGAGCUUGGACAUCAACUGGUGGGAGGAGUGUUUAAGCCCGGACGACACGGACGGCUUCGAACAAAUCAAGCGAGCCCACCCUACCCUCAAGUUCACGACAGGAGAGCAUGAAUAUUCGAGGUACGGAUUCCGUAAGUUGAUUGAGGGCCGUAACCUGGACAUCAUCCAACCGGAUGUUAUGUGGUUGGGUGGCAUGACGGAACUGCUGAAGGUAUCCGCGAUGGCUGCGGCGUACGACAUUCCCGUGGUGCCUCACGCGAGCGGCCCUUACAGCUACCACUUUGUCAUCUCGCAGCCUAACACUCCCUUCCAGGAGUACCUGGCGAACUCCGCCGAUGGAAAAAGUGUCCUUCCGGUGUUUGGCGACCUAUUCCUCGACGAACCUAUCCCGACUAAGGGUUAUCUGACUUCGGCAGACCUUGACAAGCCCGGGUUCGGCCUCACAUUGAACCCGGUGGCAAGGGCGAAAUUGAUUCCAUCGGACUACCUUUUAAGUCCGCCGGCGGCCAACGCGCUGCAAACGGCGACGGGACUACCCGACUCGAAGACGGAAGAGAAGGCUACCUAGGCAGGCAGGCAGGCCUCUAGAUCAGGUGACCGAAGGUGUAAAAGACCGAACCGGACGAUUGCUACAGAAUGCAAGCGUCUAACAAGAAAGCGCUCU
This is a messenger RNA of Annulohypoxylon maeteangense, 1601 nucleotides long. RefSeq names its product enolase C-terminal domain-like protein. The transcript is spliced from 4 exons. The record is from RefSeq and is a predicted model, not a curated record. Gene Ontology annotation, molecular function: magnesium ion binding; L-rhamnonate dehydratase activity. Gene Ontology annotation, biological process: carbohydrate catabolic process. Lineage: Eukaryota; Fungi; Ascomycota; Sordariomycetes; Xylariales; Hypoxylaceae. Bases 222 to 1505 code for a protein of 427 amino acids.